Molecule: messenger RNA, 948 nt
Organism: Caenorhabditis remanei
Lineage: Eukaryota; Metazoa; Nematoda; Chromadorea; Rhabditida; Rhabditidae
Exons: 3
Coding region: 1-948 (315 amino acids)
Source: RefSeq, a predicted model, not a curated record
AUGCCUUUCCCCCUCUCUUAUCCCGGCCUUCAAUGUAUUCUGGAACAUCUGGAGGCAGUUAAACGAGCACAUAUCAUCGGCCGUGCACCAAGUCUUCAAAAAAUAGAUAAACUGAUUCCCCUUCGUUUGGGAAACCUUACUAUGGACAGUGAUUGGUUUAACAAUAAGCUGACUAUCAACAAAUUAUCAAUCAAAUGCAAAAAAGAUGAAUUAAAAUUCGAAAGGAAUGGGAAAAAAUUCAGCCGUCAGAUAUCAGUGAGCCUCGAAGUAAAAAUGAAGAAAUUGAUUAACUAUUAUAUCUCUGGAAGAUCAAAAAUCCUUGUGGACAAGUUCCAACUUUCCUCCAAGUUCCAUGUUCACAGUUUGCUUCCAGAUUUAUUGCCUGCGAACCUGAAGUUUAGACUGAACUUUUUGGAUGCAGUCUCCCAUGAAGACUUUCAAGCUGCAAUUUCUUUCAUAGACACUUGUAGUUUUCCUCUGAAAACUGUGGUCACUAUCCCUCAGCUCUCAACUUUUGAUAACCAAGUUGUUAAGUUAGCGGAAACCCUUAAACUGAAUCUCGGUCAUUACCCAAGAGUCACUGUUGAAGACCUUAAGAAACUUAACAACAAGACUGUGGUAUUUGAACACUUUAGCUUCUCCAGAGUUGAUAUAAUUCCAUUGAUUAAAUAUCAUAUUGAAACCAAGAAAGAUAUUAGAACCACUUUUGUGAUUUCAACAGAUGACAAAGAUUUCAUCAAUGAGAUGUUAAGUGAGUUUGAACAAGCGUUUGGUGAAUUUCGAUGCGAUUUGGAUGGUGUUAAUGAGAGGUUCAUUCCCGAAUCCCCACAGUUCUCCAUCCCAAUCAACAACGAGUCUAGAAUCCAAGUGUAUGCAUUGGAAGUUCCAGAAGACCGUUGUCGAUUGAAAAUUGUGAUCAGGCCAGUGUCUGAAGUCUUGGGAUCAUGA